GAAGAGUGGGUGUCAGUAACUAAUCCUUAUGCUGUGGGAUAUCGCUCAUCCAUACUAUUUCUAGUUUUGCAUAAUCAUGCAGUUUGUUUACAUAACACUUUCAUAUGUAACUAAACAAUAGCUUGUCCUUUACAGACAAGUCUUGGACCAUCAGUGACAUCCAUGCCAAUUGGAACUUGUAUCCUCUCGGGAAGUUCAUUAGUACGAGACCCACACAAACAGUAGACAGCCCAUGAAAUGUCAGCAUUAUCACUUCAAAUGUGUCUUGAUCACGUGGUGGCAUCAAGUAACGAGUCCGUGGCCGUGUACCGUCACUUUCCUUUCCCAACCUUCAACAGUAGUCUGUCUGUUCAUUGGGUCUUGUGGGCUCCUCCCAGCCCCUUUGAGCAUCACUAGAACAUCUUAAUGCUGUAGCUGUAGCGCUCUCAGUCAGGUAGACCUUUAGAAAUGUGCUCCAUAACAUUUUUUCCCCACUUCUCUUAAAAUCCAUAAGUCUUUUGUCCAUCGUGUUGUGGAUGAAUGUGUUUUCACAGAACCAACCCCUACAGCUAAAUCAAUACCAGAUUCUCCGACUUGAGCUGUACCUGCUAAAAACUCCCGGGCUCCAUUCUGAAAAGCAGCUGUUUGCACAAGCAGAGUGUGUCCAUCCUAAUGCUCUAUUCACCGGCUGAAAUUAGGUCUGGAUCGUCCUCACCUCGCAGAAGAAUGGGCUCGAGCAGCACGGGGGAUUUUGGGUAUGAUGGGGUCAUGAUUGUGAGAUGCCGCGGCUGUGGCCACGCUCACCUCAGGCACGGCGCCACUCUUCCCCACCAGGUGAUGGAGAGGGGCGGCUAUUCUGCCGCCCACAAUGGCCACUCCACCGCAGUGGGAGAGAGGCUUUGGAGGUACACAAUGGGCUCUUUUAGAGAGACGCUGCUGCCGGGGCCGGCAUUGGGUUUGUGCAGCCAGCGUGCCUUCAUCAGGCUCCCCUCGUCACCGAUACCGCGGCGCUGUGUUUGCAGACGACCGCGGGGCAGACUGCGGGAACGGCCGCCAUUCGUCCUGCACGGCUCCCGCGGGCGCGGGACGCUCUCAGCAGCCGAGGACGCGGGUUGAGCAGGCGGGGUCAAACAAUUACCCGGCACCGCGAUCUCGGCCGUAAUGAGCCGGGAGAAGAGCGGCCCGAUCGAGCGAUGAGUGAAAAUAUCACCGUUUUGAAAUUCAAAGGAGAAACGUGAAAAUGAAACGGCCACUCAAAUUCAAUCACAUUUGCCUUUAUUGUGUUUUUAUCGUUGUGUGCAUCUCGCUUUCAAGCAAUAACUGUAAUUCAGCGAUGACGUUUUGCUUUUUUUUUGCUUUUUUUUUUUUUUUUUUGCAGAGGAGAAAUUAAAGUGUGUUCUUGUGCACAGCAUGCCCUGUUCCACACUUCAGCUUCAAAGCCUGUUCAUGCAGAUUUUUUUUUUGUCAGGGGCAAAUGAGGUCUGUGUCACAUUCGGGCAGAUCUGCCACUUCAGCAGUCGCUUCCUCAGUUUGAGGAGGGGAGAAAGUAGAGACAUGAAGGCUGGAUGUGUCAGGGUGAUGGUAGGAGGAGAGAGAGACACAGAGAGAGGAAGUUCAGACCAUCCCACCCUCCCUCCAUCUCAGUUCAGCCAUUUCAAUCCCACCAUCCAUCCACAGAGCUUUAGCGAGAUGUGCUCACUAACUGCUUGGCUGCUGAGCAGCUUCGUUCUCACUCUCCUGGAUCUCCUCCAAAUUUGUUCUCCACCGGUGCUGCAGGUCUCCCGUUUCCUAUUAGAUUUAAACUAUUACAGCUAAUAAUAUGUGUAAGGUCCUCCAGUUAUUUGCUAAUGUGGAGAAUCUGUUAGAAUGAGCAAUAAAAGCAUACGCCAUUAAAAAGAAAGAUAAAGCACCACCUGCGGAGAAAAACAUGUCACAUCACUGGGCAGAGGGAUCGGAGCCACUCGUCCCAUCAGUGGAGCUAAUUGUAGGGGUUUAACACUUAGUAGGUUUCCAAGUUUGUCUCCCUCGCUCUCCCCCUCUUUCUCAUGUCUCUCUGGCUCUUUCUCUCCCAUUUCCAAAUGGAGCAGUCCAGGCUUCAUCUGUGUUUUCUCUCCCUUCCAAGCUGGUGUGACACACAACUUGGCCUGGGUGUUCAGGGACUGGCGUGUAUGGUGACUCGUGCCUCCCACUCCCCAGCGAGUCCCAGGAAUAACUCUGCAAUUUGACAUGGCCCCCGGUGAACAGCAAGCUGUGGAGUGUGGGAGACAGGAAGUGUGUGUGUGCACCCGCUUCGGACGUUAUCACGGCAUUCAAUGGCCAUUAUCAGUGGUUGUCAGCUUAUACUUAUGGGCCAAUAGGUGCCUACUCCACCUACUGACAGCGGUGAGUAGGUGCAGCAGGUCGUCGUCAUCUAUUCCUAACGAGAUCACGGCUUGGAGGACCAAACCAACUGAAUCCAGAUCCACUAGAGGCGCUGUUGAACCCUUUUUCUUCACACGGGAGAAUCGACGCGCUGACCAAGGCUUUACUGUCAUAUUGGAGAUACUGGAGAUAUGGUGAAACACAGGACAAGUGUGCGAUCUACGAAACAUAGAGUAUGUGUUCGUCGGAGGACCAUUGGUGGUGCUACCAAAGUUUCUGUUUUGAGAAACGUUUCACAUCCACCUGUAACUGUGGAUGUUACACCUGUCACCACCACAUCAUCUCUGGAUGAACAUUCAGAGGCAGAACCAAGCAGCAGUUGCAUGUCCGAGACUGCUUACACAAAAGCAAAGAAGAAGGAGCUCAGGGCCUGGGACUCAUUGAAGGAGGAUAUGCUGCGGGUAUCUUAUGAGUCAUCAGCACCAUCUACAAAUAUCUGUGCUCUCUGCAAAGAGCAUGCAGAGUAUAGGUGCCUUGAGUGCAGCAGUACUAAUAUGUUUUGUGAGACCUGUAUCACAAAAACCCACCGCAAUUCCUUGCACCUACCAGAGAAAUGGAAUAAAACAUUGUAUGUGACAUCUCCGCUUGAAUUAGCACUACGCUUACCAGGAGAACAUUGUUCUCAUGCUGUGUACGCAAGAGAUAUGAAAAUAUUUGUGAACACAGGCCAGUUGUGCAGCUUCAGCGUGACUCUUUGUACAUGUGAACCAGAAACUUGCACCCUGCUCAGAUAUGGUAUCUGGCCUGCGACACCAGAGAGGCCUCAAACAGCGUUCUCUAUAGCUCUUUUGGAGCUUUUUCAUUAUCUGUCCAUGGAAUGCCAGGUGUCUGUUGAGGGAUUCUGCAAUAUGUUGCGGUGGAAAAACAAUCUGUCUCUUUCAGAGGUUAACAUGCUCUACAGAGCUCUGGUGGGAGAAUCUAUAUCCCAGUUUCGCCACCACCACUUUAGAUGCAGAAGUUUAUCUGGUCUUUGUCCCUCAUUUGAUGAUGGAACAACAUGCCCAGUAUGUCCUAAGAGUAACGGCAAUCUGAUUGUAACAAUGGAUGCCUACUUUGGCCUUGUUCGAAAAAGAAGUUCAGGAAGUAGUUUGGUGGAGCCGUUGCAUGGUAACAGAAUGUUUGUGAGGGAAGAAGAUGUGCAAGAAUACCUGUCAUCCCAUCCUGAUGGUUCCAAGCCAAAUGAAGACUGUAGUAAUUUCAAGGCAGGGAACCUGCUUCGUUCUCAAAAAAACCCACAAAAACUAGAUGUAACAGGGGUGUUUGGAGUCUCUUGCCGCCAUGAGAUUCCGUUGGUGUUUUUGAACAUGACCCAGGGAGAACGGCUAGCAUAUCCAAUGUAUAUAAUCAAAGAACUCCUAACAAGGAAUCAGGGCAAGAACCUCAAUCUGUAUGUCAUUUAUGACAUUGCAUGUGUACUUUCAUCACACAUGCAUAAAAAAGCAGAAGCAAUGCAACAAGACGUAUCUCUGGCUGUUCCAGCAUUUCAUGUUUUUGGUCAUAAAUUACAGUGUCAGGUUCUGUACAGUACGAGAAGAUUAAAAGGCUUUGGGCUAACAGAUGGAGAAGGUAUGGAGAGGUUAUGGUCCUUCCUUAGAAGAUUUGCUCGUAUUACAAAAGAGAUGAGUCCAUCCCACCGGCUUGACCUCUUGACUGAAGCACUUCUUUAUUAUGGGAGGAGAAAAACAGCGGAUAUAGAAGUGCAGCUCCAUCACAGAUGGGAAAAAGCAGAGAAGGUCACUAAUCUAGCUAAAGAGGAGUUAGCUGCUGUCUUAAAAGAGGCACCAGCGAGUGUUUCAGAGCACAGUGUACAGAGAUGGAUGGAAACGGAGAACGAAGUUGCUAGAUUGACAGUUUUGAAAACCAAAAUAGCAGACAGUGUUCCCAAAUGGAAGAGGGUGUAUGUGACAACGCUGAUUGAGCUCCAGCACCUCAAAUCAUGUGAUCAUGAUUCAGCUGUUGCAGAUGAGAAAAAGAUUGAAUCUUGUCUUCAAAAAAUUGAAAGACAGUACCAUAUAACAAGAAGAUGGAAUCAGUCAGAUUCGAUAUUCCAGUCAACACUGUUAGAGCUCGACCAGGACAUUCGAGGUAAACUGGUCAUGCAGGCAUGAACGGAGGCAAGGGAAAGACUUACACUUCUUCACUUGAAGCGAAAAUACCCAGAUGGACAGGGAAUUGCUGUCAGAUUGUCUAAACAAAUUAAGGCCUGUAACAAGAGACUGAGGAAAACCAUAACAGAUUACAACAGUCUGCAAUGGCCACCACAGACAACCAUCUUCCCACCACAGAUGGAUUUUCAAGAAGCAGUGAUCCCUCCUGGCCUGUCUACUGUAGCAUUGAUGAAAAUACAGAGGAAGGAGACUUUUCACGAUCCCUCAAAAGACGUGCCAUUGAUGCAUUGCACCUGAAGACCAGGGCUGCUGAGGAGAAGAUCAUGCUUCAGGAUGAAAUGAAGACUUUAAUACAUCAUGUUCAGCAACAACAUGCUUCUUUACACUCAGCUAUUACUAAUACUAAGCAACCUGGCUCCAGAGCUGUUCUUGUUGGCACCAUUAUAAACUUGGAACAGAAACUACAUAAUGCUACCUUGAUGUUCCAGCAACACAUUCCAAGUAUUGCUCCUCUUUCACACGCUUACCUGCCACAGUUGAAUGUAGUCUGCCAGAACGUGAUAUCACCGGAUGUGUACAUGGCUUUAUUCAACGACGAUGAUGAUGAUGAUGAUGAUGAUGAUGAUGAUGAUGAUGAUGAUGAGGAGGAGGAUUGUGAUGAUAGCAUUUAAAGCUAAAAUAAAAUGCAGAUUCAUCCAACACAGAAUCUAAAAUGACAAACUUGUAAAUAUGCAAGCAGGAUUGUGCAAAUGUACUUAUUUAGGUAUUCCUAAAGCCUGUGUUUUGUGAAAGUGUAUGAAAUAAAAGAGUUUAAAAGAAGAGAAUAAAUGUCUUUUUAAAUGGUAAA
Messenger RNA from Betta splendens (Siamese fighting fish), 5355 nucleotides. RefSeq lists its product as uncharacterized. Lineage: Eukaryota; Metazoa; Chordata; Actinopteri; Anabantiformes; Osphronemidae. The record is from RefSeq and is a predicted model, not a curated record. The transcript is spliced from 17 exons. The coding region runs from base 2532 to 4508 and encodes 658 amino acids.